Chlamydomonas reinhardtii is the source of this 718-nucleotide messenger RNA. RefSeq lists its product as uncharacterized. The record is from RefSeq and is a predicted model, not a curated record. Lineage: Eukaryota; Viridiplantae; Chlorophyta; Chlorophyceae; Chlamydomonadales; Chlamydomonadaceae. The coding region runs from base 179 to 472 and encodes 97 amino acids. Gene Ontology annotation, cellular component: photosystem I reaction center; photosystem I. Gene Ontology annotation, biological process: photosynthesis. The transcript is spliced from 4 exons.
CUCUUGCUGGCGUUUGGUCGGCUGUCGGAGGUCGCGGCUUGCAUGGGGGCGCAAGAUCUUGAUCGCAUGGGCUCGCCGGGGUCGGGGGUCUUUGCCCUCGCCGAGCUCUCCCGCUUCUUGCUUCCAACCGCGACCCCGUGUGACACUUCGCCUUUCAUCUCCCCACCAAAACCGGAAAAUGCAGGCCCUGUCGUCUCGCGUGAACAUCGCGGCCAAGCCCCAGCGCGCUCAGCGCCUGGUGGUCCGCGCCGAGGAGGUUAAGGCUGCCCCCAAGAAGGAGGUCGGCCCCAAGCGCGGCUCGCUGGUGAAGAUCCUGCGCCCCGAGUCCUACUGGUUCAACCAGGUCGGCAAGGUCGUCUCCGUCGACCAGAGCGGCGUCCGCUACCCCGUCGUUGUCCGUUUCGAGAACCAGAACUACGCUGGUGUCACGACGAACAACUACGCUCUGGAUGAGGUUGUUGCCGCCAAGUAAAUGGCUGGCUUCGCGCAGCAUCACGGAAUGCCGAGAGGAGCGGCAAGUGUCGUUACGGGACCUAGAGAAGAGAAGAUUAGCGGGCUGGCCUUAGGGCAAGUCGCGAUUUUGUGAGCUAGUUUUGGGCGCGCUUGCGCGACCCCAGCCAAGCAUAGACUUGGCGAUCGGACACAUACAGGUGUCGGACACUGACCAUGAGCUAAGGAGCGGUGACGAGGGAGCAGGCGGGUGUAAUACUAAAUGCUG